Messenger RNA from Recurvomyces mirabilis, 780 nucleotides. RefSeq lists its product as uncharacterized. The transcript has a single exon. The record is from RefSeq and is a predicted model, not a curated record. Bases 1 to 780 code for a protein of 259 amino acids. Lineage: Eukaryota; Fungi; Ascomycota; Dothideomycetes; Mycosphaerellales; Teratosphaeriaceae.
AUGGUCGGGCUGCAACUACCUCCAGAGAUCCGGAACCGAAUCUGGAGGUUUGCGCUGGCUGGUAAUCUCAUCCAUAUCAUGGGUAUCUCUUCCAAUGGGCUGCCUUUUGCUUCAAGAGUCCGCGACGCCAUCUGCGAAAUCGCCCAUUCCGUGGAAGAAGCGUAUCCAGACUCGGGGGACCAACGAAUACCGCCAGCUUACAAUAGUGAGCACGAACCUUGCCAAGCCUCCAUGCUGGAGCAGAAGGUCACAUGCGUCGACAUACUCCGAAGCCAAAAGGGCAAAGAAAAGCUUGGCUCGACAGAACGACGACUUAACCUCAGCCUCCUACAGACAUGCCGUCAAGUCCACAUCGAGGCCUCCCUGAUCCCAUAUAGCGAUAAUACUUUCGUCCUUGCCCACGGCAAUCCGCUCAUGGUGCUGAAGUGCUUCAUACUAGGUCUUGCACUUGAGCAAGCGCGCCCGAUCCGCUCAUUAAGCUUCGUCUGCUCUGCAUCUCACGGCAACAAGCUCACGAAGAGUACGCAGCGCUGUCUGGCCAACAAUCUCAAGGGUCUCCAGCACUUGGACAUCAUGUUCGAGUUCUUGGUCGAUAGAUACCGUUCCUUGUCCCUUACUGAACCGUUGUGUUAUGUUCCAGCGGCUGGGCUCGAUAAUCUGCGGGACACGAUUGGAGGCGUGGUCACAGUCCGUGCUCGUAAUGUUUGGGUCUCCAAAAAUCAGACUGCUGAAUGGGAAAGAAUGGUCUCCGAGGAUACGUUGAGGAAAUGGGAGGGGUAG